GCCUUCUUUUAAAGCCGAAAGGGCAACCGCAUAUCGAUCUGAUCAACCCGGAACGACUGCAUGGACUCAGGGAUCCAGAGCUCUUAGUAUUCCGUGGCACCGCUUUUUUCCCGCUGUAAGCGCGAGGCCCAAGUCAUGGGUGCUUUUGAGGGUGUCGUGGUGUCACUACCAAGUAUUGAAAGCAUUUGAUAAUGCCCGCAGAUCGCCAACUCCUUCUCCACCAACAUACUUGCUACACCGAACAUUUUUGGGGGCUUGUCUCAAUUCGGGGCUCACAUAAAUCGCAGCUCGGUCAUCGUUGUUGUUGUUUGGGGGGCUGUUCCGCUUCGCUCACACGCGCGGCGGUUACUCGAAACCUCUGAAUGGCCGACUCCGGAUUUUCUCAUGCAAGAGGCACAAGUUUGCCCCGCCUCUUUUAAUUAAAAACGUUGCUGAAGACCAAGUGCGAAACGUGAUAGACUGUGUCGUGUGUUGGAGUUCGUGGAUCUGUCAUAGCCAGAGGUAUGAAUCGUCAGCGCGCUUUGAUGGACAUGGACCACUUAAUCCUUGGUAAACCGCACCACCAUUCUCUCAUGACGGCGUAUGUCCGAUGGCUAAGCC
Molecule: messenger RNA, 600 nt
Organism: Bipolaris sorokiniana ND90Pr
Lineage: Eukaryota; Fungi; Ascomycota; Dothideomycetes; Pleosporales; Pleosporaceae
Exons: 1
Coding region: 192-362 (56 amino acids)
Source: RefSeq, a predicted model, not a curated record